GAAUGUAGCCGCUGUUGCCUUUUUGGGGGGGAUCGCGGAGGGAGGUCCUCGGACAGGGACAGGGGCCGCGAGCGUCCCAGUGCCCUCCCCUGCUCCCCAGUGCCAGCUUCACAGGCGGCCUGACGGCUCCCUUCCAGCGGUGCCUGAUCCAGACGUUAGAGCAGAACCUUGCGGUCGGCUGCAUUUAAUCACCACCGAUUACCUAUGCCGCGUUCCCUUUAAGUGAGAAGACUUGGGCCUAAGGCUGAAGAAAUUGGACUGUGAUUGGCUAGUCCGUGCCUCAGGUCAGAGGCACAAUUGGCUGAGACUCUGUACAAUCAACUAAGGCUGUACAACUGGCUAAGGCGGUACAAUUGGCCUCGGGCAGCAUCCCCCCACGCGAUUGGUCGAGGCUCUCACAGAGCCCGCCUCCCGCACGGGACAGAGCCCCUGAUCGGGUUGGGUAAGGGGCGGUAGGACCCAGAGACCCGGCGCUCCCGGGAACAUGGCUGAGGUGGACCUCGCUCAGAUUCCUGAUGUGGACAUCGACUCGGAGGGCGUCUUCAAGUACGUGCUGAUUCGAGUCCACGCGAGGCCGCCCUCCGGGGCUGAGGCCGGGGAAUGCAAGGAGAUCGUGCGCGGCUACAAGUGGGCCGAGUACCACGGAGACUUCCCAGGCGACCAGGACUCGUCUGAGGCCACUCUGUCUACCCCAGCUGAUAUCUAUGAUAAAGUGUCUGGCGAACUGCAGAAGAAGGGUUAUGACUGUGAGUGCCUGGGCGGCGGGCGCAUCUCCCACCAGAGCCAGGACAGAAAGAUCCACGUUUACGGCUACUCCAUGGGCUACGGUCGUGCCCAGCACUCCAUCUCGACUGAGAAGAUCAAAGCUAAGUAUCCUGACUAUGAGGUCACCUGGGCUGACGAUGGCUACUGAGACACUGUCAACAGCCAAUUGAGAACU
This is a messenger RNA of Castor canadensis (American beaver), 940 nucleotides long. RefSeq names its product phosphohistidine phosphatase 1 (gene Phpt1). Gene Ontology annotation, biological process: peptidyl-histidine dephosphorylation. Lineage: Eukaryota; Metazoa; Chordata; Mammalia; Rodentia; Castoridae. Gene Ontology annotation, molecular function: protein histidine phosphatase activity. Gene Ontology annotation, cellular component: cytosol. The record is from RefSeq and is a predicted model, not a curated record.